UCUCUUUAACUUUCCCUCACUUCAUGGCUUCAUUUUUCCCUUGAUUGAUUGAGCAAGAGCAAUGAAGAGGACACCCAUGGUGGUGCCCUUUUUAGCUCUUCUUUCUCUAAUAUUCUUCUCCACUAAAAUCCAUCCAUAGCACACCUUCUUUGAUCCAAUAAUUCAACCAAACCAAUCACCAAACAAAAAAUUCCAAAGAUCCCACUUACCAAAACCCCUAUUUCAACCUUGUAUUUGAUCCAUUUCCAGGAAAGAUUCUUACUCAAGAUGGAUCUUGAUGAGUGGGAAUUCCUUCCCGAUCGAAGGUUCCUAGAUUUUCCUGAAGAUUCCGAUGAGAAAAAAAUCAUCUCAGGGAAGCGUAGUUACAGUUCUAAAACAUUUUUUGAUAUGAAUUACUUCUCACCAAACUCUCCAGGAUCAAGAUCAAAUUCCGGGAAAGUACCCAAACAGCUUGUUCCAAUUCCUUUUGACCUGGAACCAGGACUUGGAAAGUCUCCAGCUCCAGGUGAUGAAUUUUCUAAAGAAAUCAUCAUCAAAACUCCUGUAGAUGUUAACUUUAUCCCGUCCGUGAUCGCUGAGAAGAUCAACAAGGGUCCUGUUAUUGGAUCCCUUGAAGCUGAUCAAGACUCAGUCUCACAAGUUUUCUUCAAGAAAAUGAAGGAAAAUGAAUUUGUCGACAUGAAAAUGGACUCACCGAAGUCCCCAACUUCAAGAAACCUCAUGCCUCAGGUUGAUCCAGGCACGUUCAACUUUGAGGACAAGAGUGACCAGGCCCUGGAAGGAAUGAAUUGUCAUUCUCCAAGGAAGACCACCAUCGAUUUUGAAGCUGAUCGGAAACAAGAAGCCACUUGGGAGGAGGAGGAGGAGAACGGUGGAGGCCUUAAUCUUUGGAAAUGGAGCUUAACUGGGGUUGGCGCUAUUUGCUCCUUUGGUGUUGCUGCCGCCACCAUUUGUAUCAUCAUCUUCGGCAGUCAACACAAGACUAAACAACAACAAAAUCAGAAGCUUCGUUUCCAAAUUUAUACUGAUGACAAGAGGAUUAAGCAAGUCGUGCAGCAAGCAAGUAAAUUGAAUGAAGCAAUUUCAGCAGCUAGAGGGGUACCAAUCACCAGGGCUCACAUCACAUUUGGUGGUUACUAUGAUGCUCUCUAAAUUACACUGCAAGAUUAGCUUUUUCAGAAUUGGAAUCGGAAUCAGAAUGGGAAUGGGAAUCAGAUUCUAUGAUGUGUUUGCUUUGGUGUUGUUUUACAGGAUUCCUGUAGGGUCUGUCUUAUCUAUGAUAUUAUUUAUAAAUAAUAAACAUAAAAUAGUUAUUAUAUAUGUGUAAUAAGUUCUGAAUCCUAAUAGCUUGUAUUAAGAAAACUACUUUAUUAUUGUUAAUUAUGUUUUGCUUA
Molecule: messenger RNA, 1394 nt
Organism: Pistacia vera
Lineage: Eukaryota; Viridiplantae; Streptophyta; Magnoliopsida; Sapindales; Anacardiaceae
Exons: 2
Coding region: 268-1152 (294 amino acids)
Source: RefSeq, a predicted model, not a curated record